AUGGCGAAGCGCGGGCCGACUACAGGGACGCUGCUGCCGGGGGUCCUGCUGGCCCUGGUGGUGGCCCUGGCGGACCGAGGGACCGCCGCACCCAACGGCACGCGGCACGGCUGGGACGGCCUGGUGGCCCGCUCGCUGGCACGCUUGCCGGUGGCCGCGCAGCCCCCGCAGGCGGCAGUCCGCAGCGGCGCAGGGGACUACCUGCUGGGCCUCAAAAGGCUGCGGAGACUGUACUGCAACGUGGGCAUCGGAUUCCACCUGCAGGUGCUGCCCGACGGCCGCAUCGGCGGUGUGCACGCGGACACGAGGGACAGCCUUCUGGAGCUCUCUCCCGUGCAGCGGGGUGUGGUGAGCAUCUUCGGAGUGGCCAGCCGGUUCUUCGUGGCCAUGAGCAGCAGGGGCAAGCUCUUCGGUGUGCCUUUCUUUACCGACGAGUGUAAAUUCAAAGAAAUACUUCUCCCCAACAACUACAAUGCCUACGAGUCCUACGCAUACCCGGGCAUGUUCAUGGCCCUCAGUAAGAACGGGCGGACCAAGAAGGGGAACCGAGUUUCGCCGACCAUGAAGGUAACCCACUUCCUUCCUAGACUGUGA
This is a messenger RNA of Rattus rattus (black rat), 594 nucleotides long. RefSeq names its product fibroblast growth factor 4 (gene Fgf4). Gene Ontology annotation, cellular component: cytoplasm. The record is from RefSeq and is a predicted model, not a curated record. Gene Ontology annotation, molecular function: growth factor activity; fibroblast growth factor receptor binding. The transcript has 3 exons. Gene Ontology annotation, biological process: positive regulation of cell population proliferation; cell differentiation; animal organ morphogenesis. Lineage: Eukaryota; Metazoa; Chordata; Mammalia; Rodentia; Muridae. Bases 1 to 594 code for a protein of 197 amino acids.